This is a messenger RNA of Phytophthora sojae, 2970 nucleotides long. RefSeq lists its product as hypothetical. The record is from RefSeq and is a predicted model, not a curated record. Lineage: Eukaryota; Oomycota; Peronosporomycetes; Peronosporales; Peronosporaceae. Gene Ontology annotation, molecular function: protein binding. The transcript has 3 exons. Bases 1 to 2970 code for a protein of 989 amino acids.
AUGGAGGCAGCGGCGGUGGAGAGCAUCUCCAAGGCGCUGGGACUGCCGCGGCCCUUCCUGCACGAGCCCAACCGCGCCUUCACGCAGGUCGAGUCGUGGCAGCAGCUCACGGCGCUGCUGGCCACGCAGCCCGUGCGCAUCAAGCCGCUGGGCUACUACCGCACCCCCGACAGCGUCGAGAUCUAUGUGUUCGAGUGCUCGCUCGGAGACGCGUCCGCGGCGGGCAGCGCGCGCCGCUACAGCUGGAAGAUCUACCGCCGCUACCGGCACUUCCAGAAGUACAUCGCCCACUCGUCGGAGCUGCUGGCCAGCCGCUCGGUGCGAGUGCCUCGCCUGUCCCAAGCCUACCUCAAGAUCUUCCACGCGCAGCACUGCAAGGACCGCCUCGUGGAGCUCCACAACUGGCUGGAGGGCGUGGCCGAGAACACGCAAGGCUACUGUCUGCAGCUGCAGCAGAAACAGGAACAGCAGGAGAAGGAGAAGCUGCUGAAGCUGCAGCAGCAACGGCUCGCGCAGCUCGAGGAGCACGCGCGGCUCAAGGCCGCCAAGAAGCAGCACAAAAGCCACAGCAGCAGCAACGCGACUGCCGCGCGCCAGGAUGUACUCAUGACGAGUAUGAGCACAGGACGACUGCGAGCGCCGUCCACCACGGCCAGCUCGCGACGGAGGAGUAGUAUUAGUUUGAAGACCAUUGAGCAACAAGGAGACCCGGCGCUCUACGUGCUCAGGACGGACAAGGCGGAGGCGCUGCCGGUCGUGAUGCUUAGCUGCUUCCUGUUUGCCGGAGCGAACUGCCCGUUCCCGCACGUGUUUCGAGGCAUGCCGACCUUUGCCUUGGCAUUGGAGGAGUUCAAUGUGCAGAUCACACAGGCCGCGCCCGCUGCUUACCCGUCGAAGCUGAAGAACUCCAUGACGACAAGAGCAGGGCUUGGUUUGAGGCUGACAGCUAGUCACGAACAGGAGGGGCAGUUCUUGGGGGCGACGGUGGCAGGCUUUCUUCGAGAUCAGCAGGAGCUGGACCCGGCGCUCGCGGAUGUUCCGGUAGGGGCGAAGUUGGUGCGCGUGAAUGGAGUUAACGUGAGCGACUCGCCAUUCGAUCAAGUGCUGGUCCAGCUUCGGAGCGCCGGGUUGCCACUGCGCUUAAGGUUUCUCUACAACCCCAAUCUCAACCGUCAAAGCAGCAGCUCAGUGACGCCACGGACCAGUGUUGAUGCUACGUCCGAUGCAGAGUCACUGAGUGGACGGCAGCGGCUUGUGUCCAGCGCCAGCGGUGGAAGCAGCAGCGAAAACUCAAUGUCAGGCCCAGUUGAUGCAGGAAAGCCGCCCAUGGACUCAAGCCACCGCAGCUACAGUGUGGAUGCGCCGCGGUCGACAUCGGGUAUAUUUGGGUCCGUGUUCGGCGAUUUGUUUGGCGCUGGGAGUGUUUCUGGGGCUAGUGGAGCUCCGGUCUCUACGAGCUCUGGCAUUGUUAGCGCCUCGGGCAAGCAGCGUGGCGAGACGGCUGAUAUCGCAGUGGGAUCGACUCACCAUGGCAUGCUAAAUGGUGCUGCUACCUUGUUUGCAUGGGAUGAUGUGAGUGGAGGAUCCCGCGACCUCAUUUCGCGUGGAUUCUUCUCGUACCUGCCGCCGUCAUUGCUCCAUGAAUUGCGCCAAAAGCGUCGCGCGGAGAGGAAGGCAAAGGCGUUCCUGCCAGAGCACGACCUAAGCGACAGUGAUGAUAGCGACGACAGCCAACGGUCUGAAGACAUCAAGGCGAUCAUGUCGCGCAAGGCACAGGGUGUGUGGAGUACGGCAACAGGUCCGAUGGGAUUGUCCUUUGGAGCCUGUAAAAUCUGUGAUGUGGAGGCGGCGAUGCUCGAGGUCGCUCCUGUGUUCUUUUCGUCGAGAUCGGAGCACCGCGGCAGCGAGAAACGGCUGUGCAAGGGCUUCGUGUUGGUCUCUAUCAACAACGAGAGCACUUUCGGCGCGCCGUUUGCCGCAGUAAUCAAGCGCCUGCGUUCAGCUUCACGCCCCACCAGCUUGUGCUUCCGUUGGUACCAGGAUUAUAGCCCGUUUUUAGAGACGGAGCUCGCAGAGCAGCACGGAAGCAGCGUUCACCGGUCGUCAAGCUUGAUCAAAAGUCAUGGGAUUGGAGCAAAGGCGUUCGUGAACAACCUGGACUGUGUGGCUGAAGCGCAGACGGAUCUGAGCAACAGUCUGCAGCUCGCCCUCAUGGAAAACGCUUCGAUUCGCGACGAAAUAGGCAGCGAUGUGGUAAUUGCCAAGCUGAAAGAAGAGGUGGAUGUUCAGCGCCAAGAGCUGGAGAAGUCGCGUUUGCGCGCGCAGGAGGCUGAGGCCAAGCUCGCUACGAACAAAAAGGAGUACGAAGACAUGCUGGAGAAAGCUCAGGAAAGCGCCAAGAUGCGCCUGGCGGAGCAUGAAGAGCAGCUGGUGAAGGAGUCGAACCGAUCGAUCGAGAACGCCAACGCAUUAGCCGAACGUCGCGCCCAGAAAAUGUUGGAGGCCGCGGAAAACGAAAGUCAGCGCAAGCAUGAAGAAUACCUGCAGAAGUUAGCCGAGGAGCACUCGGAGGAGGUGGAAAGCCUCAUGCAGCAAGUGGCCGUGUGGCGACACCAGGUAGAGGUGCUAACGGAAGCUGAGAAACGAAACUAUGCAGCACUGGUGAGCAACGGCGUGAACCCAUACGGCGACUACCAGCGCUCUCGCUUCGGUUAUUCGAGCUCGGACUCGCCCUUCGCAGACCUCAAGAGCGGGGGCAGCAGCGACCUCCAAGUGCCACCUCGGAAGCCCGGCAAAGCGCAGGGAUCGAGUGUAUCCACGGCUGCAACCGCUGCCAAGUGGCGGGACGGCAGCCCGGAGGACGACAACAAGAACAAGAAUCAUGCGCUCUCCGCUACGUCAGACCAGUCUUCUCAGUCCAACAACGGCACAUUCUGGGAUCGCAUGGUGUCACUGCUGGCUACUGAGUAA